AAUGCUAUCACUUUAAUCAUGGCGGACUAUUGGAGAAGGACUAUCUUCAGUCUUUUUAUUUCAAUUGAAUUAAUUCUAAAUGGUGUUAUAGGAAAAUCUUGUAAAAAAGUGAGUCCGUGUUCUUGCAAGAUGGACGACGGAUUUGUGGUGGAUCUAUCUUCUGUCUCCAGAAAUGAUCAGACGCCCUAUUUUCAGGACGUGUCAAGUCCCGGUUCCAGUAACGAGUUGUACUCCUUCAAUCCCUGCAGUGCUUUUACUGAGGGCACGGGAUCAUGUAGUGAAGUUGCGUUAUGUCUUGUUACCGUUAGUGGACCAAUAGAACAAUACAAGUCUCUGGGAACACAAAACACAGCCUCCUUCUCCAUGAACGGUGACGUCAUAGAUUUGCAUUAUUCGGACGGUGAUGGCGG
Saccostrea cuccullata (small rock oyster) is the source of this 410-nucleotide messenger RNA. RefSeq lists its product as uncharacterized. The annotation marks the transcript as partial. The record is from RefSeq and is a predicted model, not a curated record. Gene Ontology annotation, molecular function: signaling receptor activity; D-mannose binding. The transcript is spliced from 3 exons. Gene Ontology annotation, biological process: lysosomal transport. NCBI's taxonomy places the organism in Eukaryota, Metazoa, Mollusca, Bivalvia, Ostreida, Ostreidae.